UUUUAAAAGUUAUCAUACCAUAAACAACAAGCCGUCAUGUUGUCUUGUCUGACACCUGACUUUUUAGUUGCAUACACAAAUUUAUCUAAUUCGACGUUUUGUAAUCAAAAACGUUCAUAAUAACGCUAGUUAACAAGGAGGCGGAUGAAUUAAGUUUACAGCAGCGUAUUGUUCUACCAUGGGAAUUGUGUACGAACGCUUAAAUUCGCUUCUGUACUUGGAGUGAGGUGUCACGUCUAAUCGGGGCUUCUCUAUCGGCUGACUCCAUGAAUAUUAUCAGGAUAAUAUGUUAACAUGGCUGUGCAAUCGGACUCUGGGGGGAAGGACGACGUGAAGACACAGUUCGUGACGAGAGAAGGGACAUACCGCUUGAUGACGCUGUCGGAGUACUCGAGGCCUAAUCGAGUUGGUUAUACGAGCGGCUCCGGCUCCUCUCAUGUGCGCGUGUCCCUGGUCAGCCUGCCGCCGGGGCCUGGGGGCGGAGCGCCCGGCUCCGACGGCCAGGGCUCCGACGACAGGAUAUGCUUCAACCAUGGCAAAGAGCUCUAUGUUUAUGUAUACAGAGGUGUUAAAAAGGGCAUGUCACUAUAUUACACACUUCCUCGGCAGGCGGCAGAUCUCACGAAGCCGGUUGACAAGAAGAUGUACAAAGGAACAAACCCAACUUGUCAUGACUUCAACACCAUCACGAUGACACCGGAAAGUGUGUCCUUAGUUAUAGGAUUUUCUACCGGCCAAAUACAACUCAUAGACCCUAUUAAGAAAGAAUUAAGUAAAUUGUACAAUGAAGAGAGACUGAUUGACAAGACGCGAGUUACGUGCAUCAAAUGGGUGCCCGGAUCCAGCAACCUGUUCAUGUCCGCGCAUGCAUCUGGCCAGCUUUAUGUGUAUAACGAGGAGUUGUCGUGUGGCACGGCGGCCCCGCACUACCAGCUGUUCAAGCAAGGCGACGGCUACUCCAUCCACACGUGUCGCACCAAGUCAACCAGAAACCCCCUCUAUCGCUGGCUCAUAGGCGCUGACCCCAGCUGCAUCAACGAGUUCGCCUUCUCCCCCUGCGGAGCCAAUCUAGCAGUUGUCUCCCAAGACGGGUUCCUGCGCGUCUUUCAUUACGAUACCAUGGAGCUCAUCGGUAGAGCCAGGUCGUACUUCGGAGGAUUCCUCUGUGUCUGCUGGUCUCCCGACGGCAAGUAUGUUGUCGUUGGAGGUGAAGACGACUUGGUAACUGUGUGGUCGUUCAGCGAAAGACGAGUCGUAGCGAGAGGGCAGGGCCAUAGAUCGUGGGUAUCAGUCGUCGCCUUUGACCCUUACGUAGUGAGCUUCAGUGAGCCUGAGAGUGAAGAAGGCGUAGAAGAUGACAGACAGAAAAGUGAAAGUGUGCAGUGUUAUAGGUUAGGCAGUGUAUCUCAGGACACACAGUUGUGCUUGUGGGACCUCACUGAAGACGUGUUGAAGCCGCCGGUCCGCGCGCGAGCCUCCGCGCAUCUCUCGCCCAACAGUCAAACGUUCUCCCCCAAUGGAGUGCCCGGGAUGAAGGUAACCGCGCCUAAGGGAGCUAAGACCAAUAAAAUAGGACAUAAACACGCAGAGCUGAGCGGAUCGAAUGCUUCGGGCGAGCCUUCAGGCGCGAAGCCGACGAAAACGAAAGUGAACAAUGUCUCAACGCUAAACAUUAGCGUGGGGAAAGCGAAAGAGGAGACAUCAGGGUCGCUCGGGGUGAACUCGUUAACUCAGCGGCUAGCCGGGUUCUCAUUCGGCGAGCGCAGAUCUGAGCACCGCAGAAACUUUAGUCUGACGAAGCCGGCGGAGCAGAAGUCGUCGGCAUCGAAUAGCGUGGCACUUAGAGGGAAGUCAGCGGGGGCACAGUCGGGGGAUUCGUGUGACCCACUGAAAUUAAUCGGCACGGCGUCGUGUCCUCGGUUUGACGAGUGUCCAGUGUUGGAACCGCUGGUGUGUAAGAAGAUCGCCCACGAGCGUCUGACGGCGCUGCAGUUCCGCGCGGAGUACUUCGUGACGGCGUGCGCGGACGGGUGCGUGAACACGUGGGCGCGGCCCGCGCGGCCGCACAACGGCGACGCGCGCCCGCACCGCCGCCUCGACCGCCUCGACCUCGUCGACUAGGCCCUGCCACUCACUGCCCGAGCCGAUAUUGUACCUAUCUGAUAAUCAGCUUACUAGAGAUACAAUUUUGACAUUAGCCCCAUAAAAGUACUGUCAAAUUCCUAUCUCUAGUAAGCAUAAUAACAGAUAGAUACAAUAUUGUGCACGGCAGUUAGUGCCGCCUCGCGUACGGACUAGUGCUACCUUCACCAAGCAAACCAGUGCUGCUUCCACACGCUACAACAAUCUUGUGAUUGCUACCUUGGUAGUUGCCAAGAAUUAACUUAUUAGGUCACUCGUUCCCAAUUUAAUUUCAAUUCUAGCAGCACUGAAGGUUGUAUUAUCCUGUAUUACGUGCGUCUGAAGACACUGAAAUCUAUACAGAGGUAGCAAUUUGAUGACGUUAAUAAAAAUGUUGUGAUGGUCUUGUUCUAAAUGUAUUUUGGACUGAAACUUUGGUUAUAUUGAAAUACUCCUGGUUGUAUGAGACAGUGGUCGUUAGUUAAAGUUGGUGAGUGGUGUUUGUGUGCUAUUAUUCCAUGUUAGACACACUGUUCACAUGUGUGAGUGUUUCUGUCUUGUCCUGGAGCUCUCCUGUGUAUGCCGAAACUGUAUUUGUAUUUAAAUCUUUCCCAGUUCGCAGCCAAACUUAGCUUAGGAAAGCUUUAAUAAAAUUCGCACUGAUUUUGAGUAAUUUAUUCUUUGGAUCUAUGUUUCUAUGCGAAUCUGGGAAUGGAAAUUGUAAUUUGAUGUUUUAAGGUUUACAGGCAAAAGAGGUAUUUUAUUAAUUUGACAAACGUAUUAAGACUUUAUGAUGUUGAUCAUAGAGUUUUCAUGUUUUUAAUACUGCAUGCAAGAUGAGCCUAAAAUUGUACUGGAAGUGACUAGGCAAAUAGUGCUUUUGAUUUAUUGUAUUACAUGUUUUCCUUCUUAGGUGAAAUUCGCACGACACAUAAAGAUGAGUACCUACACAUUUUUAACAUGUCCACAUGAGUUAUAGGUACUGAACCAUUUUCAGUAAAGUUAUUUGAAUAUUUUAUUUUGCAUGGAUUUAAUGCGAAGAAAACCCAGCAUUUUGCAUUCAGAAAUAAAUGACUACUUUUGAAUUGUGGAGUGAUGGUGUAUAUGUAACAAAUGUGUACUCAACUUUACAAUAAUGCACACAAGCAAACUAUAACUAAAUUGUGAUACUCCCUUAAAUCUAUAGUGAACUGUCCUUUAUAUAGUCCUGUGUAGAGCAUAGCAACAGACUUAAAUAUUGUUAAUAAUUCCUUGAUAGUUCUAUCGAAAUGUUUCAAUUUAUUCAUAGAAUAGUUUAAAUUGCAACUGCUUUUAUAUCUAAGUCAAUACAGGAAAGUUCCAGUCGUGGCUAUGGUCCACUAAGCAUUUUCUAGUGUUGUAACGAUAUACGAUGAAAAAAAACAUUUUAGAUAGCAAUAGAUAUGAGAUUCGUAACUAUGUAUAGACAAAUGUAUAUUGUAAUUAAGGAAAACGGUUUUUUUCUCGGCUCACAUUAUGUAAAUAUAGUUGUUAGGUCAAGCGAUCUGAUCGCUUCAUAUUCGCGAAGAACACGUGCGCUUUCAUAUUAAAGCUAUUUAUUACGAUUUUUUUAUCGAUUUGAAUGUUGUUGCAUCGAUUUGACGUGUCUGUAAGACUUGCAGUGUUUAAUCGUUUCACUAUUUUUUUUUUAUAUCGUGAGACUCUUAUAAGUUGUUAAUUAUUUAGAUAUUAGUUCGUUUGUAGUUUAGUGAAUUUAUUUUAUCAUAGAUCAAUAUUUUGGUUCUAUAUUUUGCUCUCGUGUAGAUAAAUUAAUGUGGUGGGCGCGGAUUUGAUGAUUUUGAAAGGCCAACUUUCUUUUAUCAAAAUGGAUAGAAACCUUGGUGAUAAAAUUUCAUUCAUACUCUGACAAGAUUUGCACCCUGUUUUGUGAAUUGCAAUGAAUAUAGUAAAAAUUACUCCAACGUCUCCCCAAAAAAAAUGCUCCAAAGAUUAGGCCUCAUUAGAACAAAAUACAUUUGUACUAAAUUUAAAUUGUCUAAGCAUUGAAUAUGUCUUCCUUUUCACAAAUCCGCGCUCGAAAUACUAUUCCUAAUCUAUAUUUAGAUAUUUUCACAAUUUGUCCAUUGCUAAUUGCAAAUUAAAACUUAGCAACAGUAUAAAUAACGGUAAAAUAACUGUUAUAACAAUGCAAUAGCGUAGUAAACAUAACUAAAUCUUUUCUUGUAUUCGUCUAAAUUAUUUGUUAAAAAUUAUGAUUUUUAGUCACUAUUAUUUAUGUCUAUAGCGUAUAACGUUUUUAUUUUAAUCUUAAAAAAACGACUUUAUAGAACUUUAAUAACGAUUAUCGUCGCACCGUUAUUUUACGUCAAAUAAAAUAACGUCUUGGAAUAAGUGUUGUUGCGUGUUGCAGAAUUUCAAAGUGGAAUACUAUUGUGUCAUUUUCACUACCGUUAAGGAAUGUUUUAUUUGUUUUGUGGCCUUAUAAAUGUUACUUAUUAUUAAAAUCAGGUGGCUGCAAUUAAACUUGCCUUUCUUAUUUAUGUUUGUCAGUUAAUUUAAAUAAGUUUCUAAUAAAGACAGUAGUUGUGAUCCAGGGCUAAAUAUGGCCAAUGUUGGAGCCAACUUUGGCCACAAUGUCAAAGGAUCUUCGCUGCAUAAUGUUGGUCCAAAUGUUUGGCGCCAAUGUAUGUCUCUUGCGCAUCGUGAUAUUGUCUUCUAAUGUUUUAAUUAAACUAUAAUACUAUACUAGUCGUAAUGUGCUAUUAUUGGUACAAUAUUGAGCCUUGGUAACGUUAUUGAAGUAAAUAUUGAUAGUUAUUUGUACAGUAUAGAGUAACGUCUUAUAACUGUUCGAUAAAACUAGUUAUAGGAGAAUAACGAAGUAAAUGCAAAAUACGUAAACAUUGAAAUUAAAUUAUUAUGAUCUCAAGCAAAAUUCCUUUGACUAUCGCUUCGUGAUCGCGGUGCGCAUUGUACAAGAGACUAAUAAAAUUCCUGAAUAUGUAAAAUAAUGUAUUAUUUAUUUAAUUGAAAAUAAUCAUGAUUCCUAUAUAGCUUCGUUCACUUUAUCGAUAAAUAACUUGUCGUUUUGCAAGCAGCUGAUCUGUUUCUGAGCCAUUUGUUAUAUUUAAUUUCAUACUUAAUACUAGGUUGUGCUCAUAGAUAAUUUUAGCCUUUGAACAACAUAACUUUUGCGCUGUUUUGGCUGUACACGAAUAUAAAUAAAUAUUGCUCUUUCCGAGGCACUGAACACAUGCCUUUCGAUGAGCAAGGCAUUGAUUUAAUAAUCCGUGUUUUCAAAUAAAGUAUUUUAUUGCAUUUAAUUUCGUAUCUGUCUGUUAAAGGUACAUAAUUCCUAAAAAUUGUAUUUAAUGAUUUGAUGGUGACUGAAUUAAAGUUUAAACUUUUAAAUAUUGAUAAAUACGUUGCUAAUUUUGCAAGUCGUUAGCAGUCAGUACAGCGUGAUAAUAUUAUAUUUAUUUUAUUUCAAUAAUUCAGUAGACACAAUACAAAGCGUCUUUAAAAAAAUAUGCCUUGUGGAAAGUGAGGCAGUGAAAUAUUUCUCUUUGCGAGGCAGCCUCGUGAUCGUUCCAGCUGUCUCAUCCAGUGGGUAUCUUUGUAUUGUGUCUUAGUAGAAUUAUUAGCUCUCUGUGUUGAGCAAAUAUUGUGGGACUAAGUUUUGUAAGACAGUCUUUGUAUUCAUUGAAAUAGGACGAUUGAUUUGAAUUUUCGUUUAUAUUUCACGGAAUCUGUAAUCGGACUUUUCAGUAAGUAUAAAAUUAUUGACAUCGAUUUUUUCAAAAUGAAUUUUGUAUGUUUUAAUUAAAAUACUGAACUGGUUGAUUUAAUAUCUAUACAAGACUUGUCUAAUGAAAAUUAUUCCUUUCAAAGUUAACUAGGUCACUGAGACGAAUGCAACCAUAAUUAUUAUGAUGUUUACAAUAAUUAAUUUAUUGGAGUUCUUUGUUCAAUAAUAGUGAGACACGAAUUACAAGCCUAUCAAGAUAAUAUUUAAAUAGAGGAUUCUCUUUAUAAA
Molecule: messenger RNA, 6136 nt
Organism: Helicoverpa armigera (cotton bollworm)
Lineage: Eukaryota; Metazoa; Arthropoda; Insecta; Lepidoptera; Noctuidae
Product: WD repeat-containing protein 20
Exons: 3
Coding region: 295-2121 (608 amino acids)
Molecular function (GO): protein binding
Source: RefSeq, a predicted model, not a curated record